This is a messenger RNA of Nezara viridula (southern green stink bug), 1578 nucleotides long. The record is from the annotation of a GenBank genome assembly. Lineage: Eukaryota; Metazoa; Arthropoda; Insecta; Hemiptera; Pentatomidae.
AUGAAGUCUGUUAUGAUCGCUCUUCUCUGUACAAUAGCUGCUGCCUAUGGAUCGAAUAUAUUAGCUGUGAUGCCAUUUCCAACAUUUAGCCACUUGAAUGCCUUUCUCCCGAUUAUGAAAGAAUUAGCAAACAGGGGUCACAAUGUGACUAUGGUGAGCCCAUAUCCUCAGAAGAAACCAAUUCCAAAUUUCAGAGAUAUUGUGAUGACGGAUACGAAAGAUAAAAUUAUGCAUCCACCAGGAAAUGGUGGGACAGAUCUGAGAGCAUUAACUGGUUUCUUAAAGAUGUUUACUGGCUUUUGGUCAUUGUGUCCUGGAUUUUUAGAUGCUAUCUUUGAGUUACCAGAAUUUCGAGAAUUUCUCAAUGACAGGGAUUCAAAAUUUGAUUUAGUGAUAGUAGAACCCUUUUUUUGCCAACUACCUUUUCUGGCAUUUGGUCACAAGUAUGGUGCACCGAUUGUAUCGCUAGUGAGCACCAGUAUGUCACCAAGAUUGUCAGCAGCAGCUGGAAACUCUCACCCAUUUUCGUACAUCCCUAAUUUGAAAUUAAAAUUCACUGAUCAUAUGACAUUUUGGGAAAGAUUUCAGAAUACUGUAGUCGGCACAGUGGAAUUGAUUGUAGAUUAUUAUUAUUCAAGCAAAAUGGAAAAAUAUGCAAGAGAAUUAAGUAAACAUCCAGGGUUUGAAAAUUUACCAUCAUUAUCAAAAAUGCAGAACAAUAUUUCUUUAUUUUUAAUUGACAAUGACUUUUCGUUCAAUCACCCACGUCCAUAUCUUCCUAAUAUGAUCGAAUUUGGUGGACUUUCAGUAAAAAGUGGAGGUCAACUGCCAGUUGAUUUACAGAAAUUCAUGAAUGAAUCUAAAGAAGGUGUAAUCUUCUUUACAUGGGGUUCUCACUAUAAUAUGACCAACAUGCCACCUAAAUUACUUUCUAGUUUUAUGUCUGUAUUUGGGAAAUUGAAGCAAAAAGUUUUGAUGAAGUGGGAAACAGAUACACUACCCGGAAAGCCCGAUAAUGUUAAAAUUGACAAGUGGUUUCCUCAAGCCAGUCUACUUAGUCACCCAAACAUGCGUUUAUUUAUCACACAUGGUGGAAUUCAUGGAUUGACUGAGGCUAUCUUCAAUGCUGUCCCGAUACUAGGAACAGCAAUAUUUGGUGAUCAGCAUUUCAAUCUAAAAAUUGCAGAACAAUCAGGAUUUGCUAUAAGCAUUGACAUAGAUACAGUCACUGAGGAGCAACUGGACACGGCUAUAAACAAAUUACUUCAUGACCCAAAAUACAAGGAAAAUGCUCAAAAAAAGAGUAAAAUUUUUAAAGAUAAACCAAUGAGCCAACUAGACAAAGCAGUGUACUGGGUAGAAUACGUUCUGAGGCAUAAUGGCGCGUAUCACUUACGGCCCGGUUCUCUCGAUCUAGCAUGGUAUCAGAAUUGUCUGCUUGAUGUUAUAGCGCUGUUAAUAGCAAUAAUCAUAGGAUUCGUAGCCUUUUUUAUUUAUAGCCUGAAGUUAAUAUGUAAGCUAUUUAAAAAGGGAAAGAAAUCUAAUGAAAAGAGAGACAAAAAAAAUAAGAAAGAUUGA